This is a messenger RNA of Chiroxiphia lanceolata (lance-tailed manakin), 1237 nucleotides long. RefSeq lists its product as uncharacterized. Bases 497 to 1042 code for a protein of 181 amino acids. The record is from RefSeq and is a predicted model, not a curated record. The transcript has 2 exons. NCBI's taxonomy places the organism in Eukaryota, Metazoa, Chordata, Aves, Passeriformes, Pipridae.
UCUGGCAUAGCUCACAUCACUGAGAAGUGACUUCUGCUGGUGUGUGGUUCCCCCUGUGCAUGGGGGCUACCUGUACAGGUCCUCCCAGCUGGGACUAGAACUGGCUAUCUGUAGCUGAUAUAGGGGUGAUUAUAUUUCAUUAAUAGGUCACAUAGUUUAAGAACGGCAGGAUACAACUUGGGAAAAGGUGGUGAAGAAAAAUUAGAGAUGAUAUCUGGGCCUGUGAGAAUGGUGGUGAUGCUCACAAACAUGAGAAAACUCUAACUUGGCUCUUCUUCCCUGAGGGAGUCUGGGUCAAAGUAGACUCAUCACUACCUCCAUUUUCUGUGGUGGUCUCAGAAUUUAGUAUCAUUGUAGGACUGCCCUUGCACAGAAUGAUUUUCAGAUUUACAUAGUCACGAUGCUCAUUUGCAGGUGACGUCAUCCUGGAAGAACUGCAGAUGCCCUAAAUAGGUGUCAUAGCUGUUUGUUCAUUUUCUGCUGCUGGCUGGUGAAUAUGGAUCAAACACUCAACCCAUGCAACACAUGUUGCACCAACAGCACACCCUUCUGCAGAGAUGACAAGAUGCUCAUAGACCCUUUGGUGCUGAAGAAGAAGCUCAAUAGGAUGGCAACAGAGCAAGGGGCCUUUGCUGUUCUCAGCAGCCUGCUGCUGUACGUCACUGAGCUCGCAGCUGGCGAUCUGCAAAUCAGCAACAAGAGGACAAAAUGGGCAGAAGGUAAAGAAAACAAGGUGAGUUAUAACCAGCCAUGUCCAGGUCCAAUCAGGGCUCAGCAUCCAACCAGAUUUCAGCUGUUGCGGUCCAGGUUUCUGAACAGCAAUCGCGAGCCGUACACCAAGAAGAGAAGAGAAGUUGGCAAACUGGUCAUUAAAGAAAAGCUGUGGGUGAGCAGGGCUGGUAACAAGCUGGACAGAAACAGAGACAGGAAGGGAGAUGGAAAAGCAGUGGGGGAGGAUGCAGACACAGCACCCAGCGAGAGGGCCAGGUGGAGCAGCACGACUGGAAAAAACACAGUGAAGAACAUCCUGAAGAAAUUUUAGCUGCUGAAGAAAAAGAAGACAAGGAGAAGUCUCCCAGCUGGAAAAGAAGGGGACAAACAGCGGUUUGCCAAAAAUAGUCAACAGGAGUUCAGUCCUGUCCAAACUGAAGGAGCAGUUUGAACAAAGCGCUCUCUGCUCAGCUGCAGAGGUGAAAGCAUCACUCUUGUGCAAAGGUGAGAAAAAGACAAAAAAAUU